UUCAUCUGAACAGACUACAAAAAGACAUGAAAAGAAACAAAAACACAUCAAUGGACACUGUGGUGACAGAUUUCAUUCUCAUGGGCUUGUCUCAUCCCCCAAAUUUAAGAACUCUCCUCUUCCUGGUCUUCUUCUCUAUUUACAUCCUGACUCAGCUGGGGAACCUGCUCAUUCUGUUCACUGUGUGGGCUGACCCCAAGCUCCAUGCCCGCCCCAUGUACAUUCUUCUGGGUGUGCUCUCUUUCCUGGACAUGUGGCUCUCCUCAGUCAUCGUCCCUCGACUUAUUUUAAACUUCACUCCUGCCAGCAAGGUUAUCCCAUUUGGUGGCUGUGUGGCUCAGCUGUAUUUCUUUCACUGCCUGGGCAGUACGCAGUGCUUUCUGUAUACCUUGAUGGCCUAUGACAGGUACCUAGCUAUAUGCCAGCCCUUGCGCUAUCCUGUGCUCAUGAAUGGCAAGUUAUGCACCAUUCUGGUGGCUGGAGCUUGGGUGGCUGGCUCCAUCCACGGGUCUAUCCAGGCCACACUCACCUUUCGCCUGCCCUACUGUGGGCCCAAUAAAGUGGAUUAUUUUUUUUGUGACAUUCCUGCGGUGUUGAGACUAGCCUGUGCUGACACCAAAGUCAAUGAGCUUGUGACGUUUGUAGACAUCGGGGUGGUGGCUGCCAGCUGCUUCAUGCUAAUUCUGCUUUCCUAUGCCAACAUUGUCCAUGCCAUCCUGAAGAUGCGCACUGCUGAGGGGAGGCGCCGGGCCUUCUCCACCUGUGGCUCGCAUCUGACUGUGGUCACAGUCUACUAUGUCCCCUGUAUAUUCAUCUACCUUCGGGCUGGCUCUAAGAGUCCCCUGGAUGGGGCAGUGGCUGUGUUUUACACUGUUGUUACUCCACUACUGAACCCCCUCAUCUACACACUGAGGAACCAAGAAGUAAAAUCUGCUCUGAAGAGGAUAUCAGCGGGGCGAGGGCAUGGGAAAUGA
Molecule: messenger RNA, 974 nt
Organism: Dipodomys spectabilis (banner-tailed kangaroo rat)
Lineage: Eukaryota; Metazoa; Chordata; Mammalia; Rodentia; Heteromyidae
Product: olfactory receptor 10G2-like
Exons: 1
Coding region: 27-974 (315 amino acids)
Biological process (GO): G protein-coupled receptor signaling pathway
Cellular component (GO): membrane
Molecular function (GO): G protein-coupled receptor activity; olfactory receptor activity
Source: RefSeq, a predicted model, not a curated record